AUGGAUUCGGACGACUCAUCCGAUGAUGAAUACUGGGGGUCUUACACACGGACUCCGCAGGAGAACUUCAGUAUUCCGUCUUUGCAACAAGCUCGUAUCCAGCAGUGGCCGCCGGAUGAUCGACAAGAGUCUAACAGCUUUGGCGAAGUUGCCCAGUCACUGGACAAGCAAGUUUCUGGCGGCAGUUCACUGUCGACGACUUGUUCACAGGAUGCAACGGAGAUGCAGGCGGAUGCCAUUGUUUCAGUCGACAAUCAGACGUUCAAAUUGCAUAACCUGCUCGGGUUUGGGAGUUUUGGCUCGGUUUGGUUGGCAAGCUGCAUUACAUCCGGAAGGAUCGCUGCGUUGAAGGAAGUGCAGAGCUCUUCCAAAGAAGGCAUGGAGGCCGCAGUGCUGGAGGCAAAGCGCCUUCGUAGUCUUCGCGAUUUAAUACAGGACGAUAGAGCUUGUGCAGCUCUUCCCUGCUUGCUGUGCGCUGGAACAUCUCUCACCAGUACAGGCUACCGUACGCUCCUGGCGAUGGAGCACAUACCAGGUACACCUCUUCAGCAGGCCCUAGAGGCUGGCCAGCUGUGUGCACACAAACUGCACCCCAUGGUGCAGGCAUUCAAAGUGGCUGAGCGGAUGCUAAGUCAGAUCUCUGCUGCCAUGUACCACGUGAGCAAACGCUUCUUCCAUCGCGACGUCAACUCCCACAACAUCCUCGUCCAGGUUUGUACCGGGCAGCUCAGCUUCGGCUUGAUCGACUUCGGCUUGGCCGUGGACUCCGAAACCUGGAGUGCCGGCGCCUGGCGUGCUGUCGGGGCGGCUGGCGAUGGACGUUACUGGACGGUGUCUUCUUGGCUGCUCUUCUCACGGGGAGCAAGCGCUUUAGCCGCCGACCAGGACUUGCAGUCAGAGUAUGCUUCCAUGAUUGAUCUGCACUCCGUGGGUCUGAGCGUUCUGCAGACCCUGGUGGUUCUCGCAGAGGAGAGCUCUGCGGUUUCGACGACUUGCAAGGAAGAGGCUUCGGUUUUCUUAGCAAUGGAGCACCUCGCAGAGGUCUGGAAGCAGUACUGGCACCAUGCAUCGUCCUUCUGGCAACGAGUACUUGAUGCCUUCAACAGUGAUGCGCGCAGCGAAAUCAAGAUGAAGCUUGCAGAGGAGAUGGUCCAUGAGAGCUUCGGCACCUACUUCCAUCAGCUGAGAGCAGCUCUUGAGAAGGUGCAUGCUUCUCUUCGGGACCUUGGUGAUGGCACGGGUGGCAGCUUUCUGCUUGUCAAUGCGAAUCUAGCUCGCAGCAUCAUCGAGGCCGCCAUGGCCCUCGGCCUUGGAGAGGCCAAGCAGGUUGGCAAGAGGCCCUUUGGUGAGGCAGCUCUUUUCCAAGGAGCCGGCAUCAGGCGGGUGGUCCUUGCAUCGGGCACGGGUGUCCUGGAGGAGCAGAUGGGGAUGCAGUGCGUACCGCACAUGCCGGCAGAGUUCACACUCUUUGUCGAAGCAUCCAAGUCCAUGCAGAGGUUCGCAACGAAUCUCUGUUCCAUCUUUCACGGCAUGUCUGAGCGGCAGCCAACGAUUCGCCAGCACAGUCGACGUUUGAGAGUCAGCCAAGAGCUAGCGCCGCUGAUUGUCCCAGUGGCGCGGGAGCAGGUUCAGCAGGAGUCUGUCUUCGAGAGCAAGCCGCAACAGAGCAAGGCUGACACAAACUAUGGAUCCAAGUCUUCAGGGACGGAGGCAGCGCAGUCCGUCUUCGAGUCGCAGCCGAAGCAAAGCUCUGCAGAGGUAAGCCAUGCUUCAGCUGCCGCGCCAGCAGAUGCUGCGCAGUCAACCUUCGAAAGCCAGCCAGCGCAGUCCAAAGCAGAUACCGCGUAUGCGGCUUCUGCUGCAAGCGCAUCAGAGCCGUCCGCUUUCGAAAGCAAUCCGCAGCAAUCGAAGGCUGCUGUGGGCUAUGGUCGAGCGGAUGCGCCAAGUGCCGGUGAGGUGCAGUCGGUUUUCGAGAGUCAGCCGCAGAAGAGCAAAGCCAUGGUGACGGCCGCCGACAAGGCGCCUCCGGCUGCUGGGGACGGCCAAUCUGUCUUCGAAAGCAAGCCUGCGGAAAGUAAAGCAGAGACAUCCUACUCCAAAGCUGCCUCCGCCGCGGAUCAGUCACAGUCGGUGUUCGAGAGUCAACCGAAGCAGUCCUCUGCUAUGGUGAGCCACAAUGACAAGACCUCCGCGCAGGGAGCGGACCAGUCUGUCUUUGAGAGCCAGCCGGCACAGAGCAAGGCUGAAAUCGGAUACGGCCGAAAUGCUGCUGCCUCUGACCAGGAGCAGUCCGUCUUCGAGAGCAAGCCUGCCGAGAGCAAGGCUCAUUACAAGGCCGGUGCUGCCGUCGAUGAGGAGGAGUCGGAGUACGAAACGGAUGAAGAAGGAUGA
Messenger RNA from Symbiodinium sp. CCMP2592, 2391 nucleotides. NCBI's taxonomy places the organism in Eukaryota, Dinophyceae, Suessiales, Symbiodiniaceae. The record is from the annotation of a GenBank genome assembly.